GGGGAGGAGUUUUCUCCACACAAGGCGGAAGUGUUGUGCAGCCGCUCAUGCGCUGAGCUGUCAUUGUGCACUGGACACUGUUUCAUUUUACUAACUUGUGGCUAAAAGAGGAGUCAGCAGCUCUGUGCUCGUUAGUGGAUGGUGAAAAACCACAGCGCUGACAUGCAGCUGUACUAUCUCCAUCACAAUCAGGAAGGAAGCGCAUGUCGGGCAUUACAGCUCCACAUCUUUGCAGAGACAUUUUGAAUAUUGUACAUUAUUGACUGGUCUGAUUGACUUUGGACAUGAGAACCACGUUGGUCCUGGUUCUACUUGCUCUCUGCUGCUGCUUGGUCAAUGGCACACUCUCCAAAACGGAUGCAAAGAAAAGUCACAAAAUUGAAGUUGAGAGCUUCCCUUCAGACUUGCUUGUGGUGGAGAGGGGGCUGGUGGUCUCAGAUCCACACUGGAAAGACAUAGUGAAGGAGGAGAAGAGGUACUGUGCUCAUGUCAAGAAAGCUUUCAAUGGACAAGUGCUUGGAUACGUCACACCGUGGAACGCUCAUGGAUACAACAUAGCCAAGCUGUUUGGUCCUAAACUGACCUCCGUGUCUCCAGUUUGGUUACAGCUGCGCAGACGAGGCCCGGAAACAUUUGACGUCUCUGGACUUCACGAUCAUGACCCAGGCUGGGUCAAAGCUCUACGAAAGUCCAACAAGAAAGUCCGAAUAGUCCCACGAGUGCUGCUGGACGGCUGGUCAUAUCAGGACUACAUGAGCGUUCUGGGCAGCGAGGACGAGAUUGAGGAACUGGCCUCUGAACUGGUCGAUGUUGCUAAGACAGAAGGAUUCGAUGGCUUCACUUUGGAGCUAUGGAGCCAACUUGGAGGCAACAAACGAAAGGAGCUCGUUCACCUUAUCAAACACGUCUGUGAGAUGUUAAAAGCCAAGAAACUGGACUGCAUUCUUGUCAUUCCUCCCUCUAUCACCAGUGCGGGGCAGCCAGGAAUGUUUGGUCCAGAGGAGUUUGAGGAGCUGGCUCCGGCUGUGGAUGGGUUCAGCCUCAUGACCUACGACUACUCCAGCUCCAGGUCUGGUCCAAGCUCCCCCCUGCCCUGGGUUAGAGACUGUGUGAUGCAGCUGGCCCCCACCUCUCAGUGGAGACACAAGAUCCUCCUGGGACUCAACCUGUACGGCCUGGACUUCUCUGGGCAGGGAGCAGAGCCCAUCCUGGGGGGCAGGUACAUUGAGCUCAUCCGAGAACAUCGACCGAAACUUCUCUGGGAUGAAAAUGCAGCAGAGCAUUAUUUUACUUACAAAAGAAACAACGCAGGUAAACAUGUGGUGUACUAUCCUACAUUAAAGUCCAUCUUCAAGAGGAUUUCUUUGGCCACUGAACUGGGAACUGGCAUCUCUUUGUGGGAGCUGGGUCAAGGACUGGAUUAUUUCUAUGAUCUACUAUAG
This is a messenger RNA of Periophthalmus magnuspinnatus, 1442 nucleotides long. It is a transcript of the gene chid1, whose product is annotated as chitinase domain containing 1. The record is from RefSeq and is a predicted model, not a curated record. Gene Ontology annotation, biological process: carbohydrate metabolic process. Bases 285 to 1442 code for a protein of 385 amino acids. The transcript is spliced from 12 exons. Gene Ontology annotation, molecular function: chitin binding; oligosaccharide binding. Lineage: Eukaryota; Metazoa; Chordata; Actinopteri; Gobiiformes; Gobiidae. Gene Ontology annotation, cellular component: extracellular region.